Nilaparvata lugens (brown planthopper) is the source of this 2593-nucleotide messenger RNA. RefSeq names its product gastrula zinc finger protein XlCGF17.1-like. The transcript has 4 exons. Gene Ontology annotation, cellular component: nucleus. Gene Ontology annotation, biological process: regulation of cytokine production; regulation of immune system process; negative regulation of transcription by RNA polymerase II. Lineage: Eukaryota; Metazoa; Arthropoda; Insecta; Hemiptera; Delphacidae. The coding region runs from base 391 to 1674 and encodes 427 amino acids. The record is from RefSeq and is a predicted model, not a curated record. Gene Ontology annotation, molecular function: RNA polymerase II cis-regulatory region sequence-specific DNA binding; DNA-binding transcription factor activity, RNA polymerase II-specific.
GGUUUUUAGGCUUGUACCUGGUUAAUCAUUUGUUGUGUUGUUUAGCUCGUGCACAAUAAUAAAUAAAUUUGGUGUUUACUGUUUAGGCUAUAAUAUUUAAUUAUAAAAAUUUGUAUGCAAAUAACUUAUAUAUUACAACAUAAUAUUAACUCAUAGUAAAUGUUAUACAUUAGAUAGAGGAAAAACAGUAACAUUUCAAUAACUUAUACACCAACCGUUGCCACACUUGAAAAGUUCUUACAAAAAACAUGGUUAUCCAGCCUGUGGACACUUUAGUUAGUGAAUCUAAAAAAAUGGGGGAGCACUUUGAUAUAUGGCCCGCGGAAUCUAGUAUUGAGAUCUACAUAGAUCAAUAGAGGAGGUCAAGACGAAAUCAACCAUGCAUAACAAAUGGCGACAGUUACUGUUAAAAAGGAGGAGGAGGAGGAUGAUAGCAGCCAGCAUCCAGCUGCAGUGGAAGAUGAUUGCAGCCAACAACAUUAUCUAAUCCCUGGCUACAACAUGAUUUUCAUUAAAGAGGAGGCAUAUGAUGAGCAGGAUGCUGAAGAGAAUUCAGUAAGGACCGAACCAGAGAUGUGGGCUUCAAACUGCAGCACAUCUGGCCGAGACUAUGCAACAGAAGUGGGUGGACUGAAUGAGCAUUCAAUCUCUCCAGUUGAAAAGUGCACUGAGUCAUCUGUGGCUGGCAAAAAGACCAAGCUCUACAGCUGUGCUCACUGUAGCUAUAAGACCCCACAGUUUAGUAAUUUGAAGAGUCACAUUCGGAAACACACAGGAGAAAAACCUUUCAGCUGCAAAUUUUGUGAUUAUAAAUGUGCUCAGUUAGGUAAUUUGAAAGUACAUAUCAGAACACAUACAGGAGAAACACCUUUCAGCUGCGAAUUUUGUGAUUUCAAAACUGCUCAUUCAAAUACUUUGGAAGCACAUAUCAGAACACAUACAGGAGAAACUCCCUUCAGCUGCAAUUUUUGUGAAUAUAAAUGUGCCCAGUUAGGUAAUUUGAAAGUACAUAUCAGAACACAUACAGGAGAAACACCUUUCAGCUGCGAAUUUUGUGAUUUCAAAACUGCUCGUUCAAGUUCUUUGAAAACACAUAUCAGAACACAUACAGGAGAAACUCCCUUCAGCUGCGAUUUUUGUGAAUAUAAAUGUGCCCAGUUAGGUAAUUUGAAAAGACAUAUCAGAACACAUACAGGAGAAACACCUUUCAGCUGCGAAUUUUGUGAUUUCAAAACUGCUCAUUCAAGUGCUUUGAGAGCACAUAUCAGAACACAUACAGGAGAAACUCCCAUCAGCUGCAAAUUUUGUGAAUAUAAAUGUGCCCAGUUAGGUAGUUUGAAAAGACAUAUCAGAACACAUACAGGAGAAACUCCCUUCAGCUGCGAAUUUUGUGAUUUCAAAACUGCUCGUUCAAGUUCUUUGAAAGCACAUAUCAGAACACAUACAGGAGAAACUCCCUUCAGCUGCGAAUUUUGUGAUUUCAAAACUGCUCGUUCAAGUUCUUUGAAAGCACAUAUCAGAACACAUACAGGAGAAACUCCCUUCAGCUGCGAUUUUUGUGAUUUCAAAACUGCUCAUUCAAGUACUUUGAAAGCACAUAUUAGAACACAUACAGGAGAAACACCUUCAGCUGCGAAUUUUGUGAUUUCAAAACUGCUCGUUCAAGUUCUUUGAAAGCACAUAUCAGAACACAUACAGGAGAAAAACCUUUCAGCUGCGAACUAUGUGAUUUCAAAACUGCUGAUUCAAGUUCUUUGAAAAUACAUAUCAGAACACAUACAGGAGAAACACCCUUCAGCUGCGAAUUUUGUGAUUUCAAAACAGCUCGUUCAAGUUCUUUAAAAGCACAUAUCAGAACACAUACAGGAGAAACACCUUUCAGCUGCGAAUUUUGUGAUUUCAAAUCUGCUGAUUCAAGUUCUAUGAAAAGACAUAUCAGAACACAUACAGGAGAAAAACCUUUCAGCUGCAAUUUUUGUGAUUUCAAUACUGCUCGUUCAAGUUCUUUGAAGGCACAUAUCAGAACACAUACAGGAGAAACUCCCUUUAGCUGCGAUUUUUGUGAUUUCAAAACUGCUCAUUCAAAUACUUUGAAAGCACAUAUUAGAACACAUACAGGAGAAACUUCUCCUAGCUAAGUAUUCUGUGACCAUACAUGCACUCAUUCAAAUGUUACAUCUAAUUCCAUGCUAAGAAAACACUUGCUGAAAAUGUCUCACAUUAGACUGCUGAAAGUGAGCACCUUAUUAAUGUUGGUUUCUAUCCUUGUCCAUCAUUGGACAAAGCAGAUAGCUCUAUCCUUCUCUAUACUCUUUCUGUUCUCAAUUUUUUUGUAUACUAUGAAUAAGUAUAAUGAUUACCAGAAUAUUUUAUUCCAAUUCAUCACUAAAUCAUGGAAAAAUAUCUUUAUACUUGGCAAAAAGAGUAUUAAAACAGUUUAUUAUUAACACGAUUCAAUCACCAAUAUUUUGAACGAGGAUGACUCCAAUCAUAGCCAUCUGCUAGGCCUAAAUAGAAGGACUUCUCCCACAUAGGCAAGGGUGAGUUGACCCUUUAGAAUAACUCCACUCUACUGGACACAUACACUUAUACU